Messenger RNA from Mercenaria mercenaria, 1179 nucleotides. RefSeq names its product neuronal acetylcholine receptor subunit beta-4-like. The record is from RefSeq and is a predicted model, not a curated record. Gene Ontology annotation, cellular component: neuron projection; membrane; synapse. The transcript is spliced from 4 exons. The coding region runs from base 1 to 1179 and encodes 392 amino acids. NCBI's taxonomy places the organism in Eukaryota, Metazoa, Mollusca, Bivalvia, Venerida, Veneridae. Gene Ontology annotation, molecular function: neurotransmitter receptor activity; extracellular ligand-gated monoatomic ion channel activity; transmembrane signaling receptor activity. Gene Ontology annotation, biological process: monoatomic ion transmembrane transport; signal transduction; chemical synaptic transmission.
AUGAGAAUACAAAUUUUGGAGGAAUCAGAUUUAGUCUAUGGAGACUACGACAAACGAAUCAGGCCGCGGAUCAACCAGUCACAGAAAAUUAAAGUCAAUACCACGUUCGUCCCACAGAGCGUGCUAGAGUUUGACACAUCUGAACAAAAAUUCUCCGUCCUUGGCUACUUCCGUGUGGAAUGGAAAGACGAAGUGAUAACGUGGACACCUAAGGACUAUGCUGAAACAAACUACAUCAAAGUACCAAUCAGCGAAAUUUGGACGCCAAGUCUAAUCAUUUUAAAGGCUUUUGAUGGAGACGGCGUUGUUGGAAGUUCUAAGACAGACAUUUCAAAAAUCUGGUCUGAUGGCUCUGUUCAGUGGGUUCCUGAAGGCAUAUAUAGUGUUGUCUGUCAUGUGGACAUCAAAUAUUAUCCAUUCGACGAGCAGACAUGCACAGUUACAUAUUACGUGUCAGACGAAACCAUAGCAACCGUUAUGUUAGACCACCCAAGUGACGUCACAUUAGACGAGUAUACCGAAAAUUCAGCAUGGAAGAUCACCAGUCUUUCAAUAAAGCGUUAUCUGCUAUAUAACACUUAUCAUUUAGAUGUGGAAUUCAAACUUCAACGGAGAGCAAACUUCGCUACAUUUACUCUGAUCAUGCCUUUACUUAUGUUGGCCUUCCUUAAUAUCUGUAUAUUCUUGGUCCCUGUUGGGUCUGGUGAGAAAGGUUCAUUUGCCAUCACUAUCUUUCUCUCGUACGGUAUCUUUGUUACAAUCGUCAGUGAUACCCUGCCAGAUAACUCCCUCCAAAUAUCCUACUUCCUUUUAUUUAUCAUCGUCCUAUUGUUUAUGAGUGUCCUGUCAGUUCUCUACACUAUCAUCCAGGCAAAACUGAUGGCGAGCAUCGGUGAUAAAGAAUGUACCAUCAACUGCCUUCGUUCUAAGAAGCGUUCCACAAAUAAGCUCAUGCCAUUUGAUCCGUUAAGGGGAUAUGCGGACGCUGAAAACGAUCCUGCGGUGACUUCUGUAGGCAAAGUAGACGAACCUGAUGGUUCAUACACGUGGGGAAGGUUUUUGGAAAAACUUGAUGUGAUUCUGUUUAUAAUUUUCUUUGCACUGAUUCUUCUCUCAACAGCUGGAUUUUUCAGCCUGAUGCUUCAGAGGGUCAGUGAAUCAAGUUUGAGUGAGAUAUAG